Diaporthe citri is the source of this 1122-nucleotide messenger RNA. RefSeq lists its product as uncharacterized. The record is from RefSeq and is a predicted model, not a curated record. Bases 1 to 1122 code for a protein of 373 amino acids. The transcript has 4 exons. Lineage: Eukaryota; Fungi; Ascomycota; Sordariomycetes; Diaporthales; Diaporthaceae. Gene Ontology annotation, biological process: regulation of DNA-templated transcription.
AUGGAACGAAGCGCCGCCGCCGAUUAUUCAGGUUUGCCUUCGCCAUAUCCUAGCAACUUUGGCGACUCGCGGUCUGAAGGUUCAUUAUCAGAUCCGUCGUCUGCUCAGCAGUACACGUCGCAGUCCGAGGUUCGCCCCAGUGGUUACUCCACCACGGCUACUCCCACGUCCGAGUACAGUGGUUACCCUGCUUCGGCGCGGUCAGGGUCUUUUCCAGAGCAUCAUCUCCAGCGCGCAUACCACCCGUCAGGUGUCGGUGGCUCCAGUAUGGCGCAAACACCCACAAGUCCGUCCAUGCCUUUGCAAGAUGGACGCAACCAUCAAAAUCCCCAGCCAGACCACCAGCAAAUCAAAUCUGACAAUGAUGUACCCAUAGACCCUAGCAUAGCAGCUCCGAGCCCUACGCAGUACGCGUACCCACCACAAAGCCCUUACGGUCAGCACCCGCAAGACAUGGCUCAUGGGUACGGGCACCAAAAUGUCUACGCGCAACCACGACCAGAUUGGACUGGGUACGGACAGCCCGGCGCGCCCAUCACGCCAGGCCAUCACGUCUUCCCGCAGACUCCGACUACUGCCUCUACCAGGCCCAACCAGGUCUACAGCUUUGUGCCCAUACCUGGGGCGCAGCAGCACAAGCGACCGAGACGACGAUACGAGGAGAUUGAGCGCAUGUACAAAUGCGGAUGGAACGGUUGCGAGAAGGCAUACGGCACUCUGAACCAUCUCAAUGCUCACGUCACCAUGCAAUCCCAUGGUCAGAAGCGGAUUCCUGAAGAAUUCAAGGAGAUCCGCAAGGAGUGGAAGGCGCGCAAGAAGGCCGAAGAGGCCGAGCGCAAAGCGCGCGAGGAGGAACAGCAACGGACGGCGCAGGCACAGGGACAGAACGACCCCCAAGGAGGGCACGACGGGCAGCAGCCUGCAGUCACUCAGUACGGAGGAGCUCGUUUGCCGCCCAUUGGGUACCAGCCCACGCAGUAUCCAGCGCCGCCCAACGUGUCAAUGGCCAACGAGUACAGCAGCAACUAUAUCGCUACUGGCGGCUACAAUCCGACAUCACCUUACCAGCAGUCCCACCAACAGGUGUAUGGCCAACCGAACGGUGGUCAGUCUAACCACUGA